Molecule: messenger RNA, 1989 nt
Organism: Dioscorea cayenensis subsp. rotundata (Guinea yam)
Lineage: Eukaryota; Viridiplantae; Streptophyta; Magnoliopsida; Dioscoreales; Dioscoreaceae
Product: cytokinin dehydrogenase 6-like
Exons: 5
Coding region: 71-1855 (594 amino acids)
Biological process (GO): cytokinin metabolic process
Molecular function (GO): FAD binding; cytokinin dehydrogenase activity
Source: RefSeq, a predicted model, not a curated record
UUAUCUCACACUCCCCCCACAAAGGGAUAGGAUCUCUGGACAUCGUCCUCCGUAUCUUGCUAAAACACUGAUGUCUGGCCUUCAACGAGGUCCCCAAACCCAGAAACCAGGAUCUCCUCUGCAACCCCAAAGAUUUCCCUCCCCACCUUCAUUCCUUCUUAUCCCUUUAAUUUCUUCUUCUUCUUCUUCUUCUUCUUCUUCUCCACCAUUAUUCUUCUUCUCCUCCUUCAUUAUGGCUUUCCUUAAGCUUACCUUCUCUUCACUCAUCUUCAUCCUUACUCCUUUGCUCUUCAUCCUUCUUGAUCACCUCCACACUCAUAAAUAUUACAACUGUUCUUCUUCUGCUUCUCCUUCUCCUUCUCUUCAUCAUCACAUUACUAAACUUACAGGGAUAAGUACUAACUCCACCACCAUUGCAAGUGUCUCUACAGACUUUGGGAGAGUGAUCAAAGCCUCACCAGCAGGAGUUUUCCAUCCUUUAUCAGUCACUGACAUCACCAACCUUGUUCGUUUCUCCUAUGAGGGUCCACAGCGUUUCACUAUAGCUGCCAGGGGAUGUGGUCACUCUAUCAGAGGCCAAGCACUUGCCCCAGGUGGAGUGGUUGUUGAAAUGAGGUCACUUAUGAGGGUUGGUGUGGAGAGGAUUAGGGUUUGCUCUACUGAGAUGUAUGUUGAUGCUGGUGGAGAACAGCUCUGGAUUGAUGUUUUGCAUGAGACUUUAAAGUAUGGACUUGCACCACGCUCAUGGACUGAUUAUCUCUACCUAACCGUCGGCGGGACGUUGUCCAACGCUGGUGUUAGUGGCCAGGCCUUCCUUCAUGGCCCGCAGAUAUCCAACGUGCAUGAACUUGACGUAAUCACUGGGAAAGGAGAGGUUGUGACAUGUUCGGAGAAUUAUAAUUCAGAGCUCUUUUUUGCUGUUUUAGGAGGUCUAGGACAGUUUGGUAUCAUAACCAGAGCAAGGAUAGCACUUGAGACUGCUCCAGAAAGGGUGAGAUGGGUGAGAUUGAUUUAUAAUGACUUCAGUGCAUUCAUCAGAGAUCAAGAAUGGUUGAUAUCAAUGGAUCAAGAGAAGAAGAAGAAGGGGUUUCAAUAUAUAGAAGGGUCUGUUAUCAUGGAGCAAGGGAUUAAAAGUGGGUGGAGAUCUAGUUUUUUCUCAGGUGGUGAUAUGGAGAAAAUAGGUGGUCUAGGUGGAGAGAAACAGCAAGGACCCAUUUACUGCUUGGAAGGGUCCAUGUACUACAACAACGUCACAGCAUCUAAGGUUGAUCAGGAAGUUGAGUUGUUGCUUCAAGACCUGAGUUUCCUGCCAGGGUUUUCAUUCACCCAUGAUGUGUCGUACCUGCAUUUUCUUGAUAGAGUUCAUCAUGGGGAGUUGAAACUCAGAGCUAAAGGUCUUUGGGAUGUUCCUCACCCUUGGCUCAAUUUCUUUGUCCCAAAGUCAAGGAUACAAGAUAUCAACCUUGGAGUCUUCAACGCCAUUCUUAAGAACAACAACUCCAUGGGUCCUAUCCUCAUCUACCCUGUGAACAAGAACAAGUGGGAUGAAAGGAUGUCAGCAGUGAUCCCAGAGGAAGAAAUAUUCUACUCUAUAGGACUAUUGAGAUCAGGUUUGCAUGAUUUGGAGUAUUUGGAGAAGCAAAACAAAGAAAUAUUGCAUUUUUGUGAUCAACAAGGCAUCAGGUUCAAACAAUAUCUGCCACGGUACAACACUCAAGCUGAAUGGAUGAAUCAUUUUGGUAGUAAAUGGGAUGCAUUUGUUCAGAUGAAAAUGAAGUAUGACCCAAGAGCCAUCUUAUCUCCAGGCCAGGGAAUAUUUACAUCAUCACUUGUUGAUCAUCAUCCUAAUGAGUAAUUAAUGUCUUUAUAUAUAUAUAUAUAUAUAUUUGUAAACAUAAGAACCUUGUUGAUUAGUCUGUGUGGUGAACCUAGUGUUGACCAAUGCAAGGGAAAAGAACAAGGUGGUUGAAGUUUAAAGGAUAUGUUUGU